AUGGAUUCAGAUGUAGUGGGUAUUUCUUGUUGUCUUCUUUCCGCAACACUUUUCGGUAGUAUGUUUGUUCCCAUCAGAGGGCUCGAUAUAGGAAAUGGUCUCUUCGUUCAAUGGGUUAUGUCUGUUUCUAUACUAUUGUUUGGCUUUCUUGUUUUUGCUAUUGAUGGGUUUGAUAAGUUCUACCCUCUAGCAAUGCUUGGAGGGUUUUUCUGGGCUAUCGGCAACAGUACGGCUGUUCCAAUAAUUCAAAGAGUAGGGAUGGCUUUGGGAAUCUUGAUUUGGAAUACAACGAAUUGUCUCGCAGGAUGGGCUGCUGGCAGAUUUGGGUUUUUCGGAAUGAAGCAGCAUAUUCCUGAAAAUAUCUCUGUAAAUUACCUAGGGUUGAGUUUAGUAGUUUUAGGCGGAUUCACUUUCACGUUCGUGAAUAGUACAGCAACAGUGUCGACACCCCAGGAUGAUGUAGAGAUGAUAGACCCUAACAAAAGGGGCAACUCUCCAGAGAUCAUCCAUCAGGAAGAAUCUUUAUUAAGAAAAAAUGAUCAUGAGCUGAAGAAACCCGACAAAACUCAGCGUAUACUUGCUAUACUGUUGGCUGUUUGCGCCGGUUUUUUCUAUGGAAUCACAUUUUUGCCAGUUAAUUUCAUGAUCGAGAGAACAGAUAUUUACCCAACAGCACCAAGAAAUGGAAUACACUACAUUUUUUCUCAUUACUCAGGAAUAUUCAUCACUUCUUGCUUCUUGAUGAUUAUUUAUUCUAUUUGGAGCAAAAGUCAACCGUUCGUUUCUGGAUCGUUGAUUCUGCCAUCAACACUAACUGGCAUAAUGUGGGCUAUUGCUCAAUCGUCAUUCUUUCUGGCUAAUCAGUUGUUAUCGCAGACUAUAUCGUUCCCAAUUAUAACUAUGUUGCCUGGCUGCUUAGCAUCAAUGUGGAGUUUUUUUUUUUUCAAAGAAAUAAAAGGUAAAAAAAACAUUUUACUAACCCUUUUGGGAAUUAGUAUUACUAUGAUUGGAGUUGUUCUUGUAGCAAUAUCGAAAUAA
Molecule: messenger RNA, 1038 nt
Organism: Auanema sp. JU1783
Lineage: Eukaryota; Metazoa; Nematoda; Chromadorea; Rhabditida; Rhabditidae
Source: the annotation of a GenBank genome assembly